GAGAGAGAGAGAGAGAGAGUUUCAGAAAGAGAGAGCUUCGAGUUGGAAAGAAAAUGGAUAAUGCCUUGAUUUUGUUGACAACAGCAAUCUUAUAUUGUGCCAUCGUUUUCUGCUACAAAGUGAUCGUCAUGUCAUUGAGGCGCAGUCGGCAUCAGAACCCACCUCUUCAACUUGAAGUCCCUCCAGGUUCUCUUGGAUGGCCCUUCAUCGGUGAAACCAUCGAGUUUGUCGCUUCUGCCUACUCAGACAGACCCGAGACCUUCAUGAACAAACGGCGUCACAUGUAUGGAAAGGUGUUCAAGUCACACAUAUUUGGGAGCCCCACGGUUGUAUCAACCGAUGCAGAAGUGACCAAAUUCAUUCUGCUAAGUGAUGCCAAGACUUUCGUGCCAUCAUACCCAAAGUCCCUCACCGAGCUGAUGGGCAAGACCUCCAUUUUGCUCAUCAACGGAAGCUUGCAGAGGAGGAUUCAUGGCCUUGUUGGGUCUUUCUUCAAGUCGCCCCAGCUCAAAGCACAGAUCACCCAAGACAUGCAAAAGUACGUCCAGCAAUCCAUGGCAUGUUGGAGGGAUGAUCACCCAAUACUCAUCCAAGAUGAAGCCAAAAAUAUUGCCUUUCAAGUACUGGUCAAGGCCUUGAUUAGCCUUGAUCCUGGCAAUGGAAUGGAGUUCUUGAAGAAACAGUUCCAAGAAUUUAUCUUAGGGCUCAUGUCUCUUCCAAUAAAUGUACCUGGAAGUAGACUUCACAGAUCCCUUCAGGCAAAGAAGAGAAUGUCCAAAUUGGUGAAAAAUCUUAUAAAAUCUAAAAGGAACAAAGGUCGAAUGAUCUCAACAGUGGCACAAGAUGUAGUGGAUGUUUUGCUAAAUGACUCAAAUGAGAAGUUGACAGAUGAUUUAAUAGCAGAUAAUAUCAUUGAUAUGAUGAUACCAGGAGAAGAUUCAGUGCCAGUUCUGAUUACUCUAGCAGUAAAAUACCUCUCAGAUUGUCCAGCUGCUCUACAACAGUUAACGGAGGAAAACAUGAAGCUGAAAAGAAGCAAGGCAAAGCUUGGGGAGCAAUUGAGUUGGAAUGACUAUUUGUCCCUAUCAUUCACACAAGAUGUCAUUACAGAGACUCUAAGGAUGGGAAACAUAAUAAUCGGAGUGAUGAGAAAGGCGAUGAGAGAUGUCGAAAUUAAAGGGUACUCAAUUCCAAAAGGGUGGUGCGUACUUGCAUAUUUUCGGUCAGUUCAUCUUGAUGAGACCAACUAUGAAUGGCCAUACCAGUUUUACCCAUGGAGGUGGCAACAUAAAGAGAUGAUGACGAAUAGCAACUUCACUCCUUUUGGAGGUGGACAACGACUCUGUCCUGGACUGGAUUUGGCCAGGCUGGAAGCUUCCAUCUUCUUACACCAUCUCGUCACUCAAUUUAGUUGGAAGGCUGAAGAUGACACAGUAGUGAACUUCCCCACGGUGAGACUGAAGAGGAGAAUGCCAAUUUGGGUCAAAAGGAGAUGAUAUUCAUAGAGCUGCUUUGGCCUCCCCCCAAAAGAAGCGAUGAGGGGGAAAAAGAAAGAUAGCUGCAACAAGACUCUCACACAAUGACAGUGUAAAGAUCAAAUAGAAGGAAAGUGAAAUUGAGAUGCAUUUGUGCUCCAAGACACACGUGUGGGAGCAUCAUCACAGCAGGAGCUUGACCACCUUUUGUUUUCUUCAGUAGAUUAAAGAUGAUGAACAUCUAGGCAACAGAAUGUGUAAUUUUCUUGGAACCCAAAUUUAGAGUCCUUCUCACUUCCAUCAAAUUUCAACUUCAUAUGUACGAAAGCUAAGUAG
Molecule: messenger RNA, 1811 nt
Organism: Eucalyptus grandis
Lineage: Eukaryota; Viridiplantae; Streptophyta; Magnoliopsida; Myrtales; Myrtaceae
Product: 3-epi-6-deoxocathasterone 23-monooxygenase CYP90D1
Biological process (GO): brassinosteroid homeostasis; sterol metabolic process; brassinosteroid biosynthetic process
Molecular function (GO): heme binding; iron ion binding; oxidoreductase activity, acting on paired donors, with incorporation or reduction of molecular oxygen, NAD(P)H as one donor, and incorporation of one atom of oxygen
Source: RefSeq, a predicted model, not a curated record